Molecule: messenger RNA, 1536 nt
Organism: Alternaria ethzedia
Lineage: Eukaryota; Fungi; Ascomycota; Dothideomycetes; Pleosporales; Pleosporaceae
Exons: 5
Coding region: 1-1536 (511 amino acids)
Biological process (GO): endocytosis; Golgi to endosome transport
Cellular component (GO): clathrin vesicle coat; endosome; plasma membrane
Molecular function (GO): phospholipid binding; clathrin binding
Source: RefSeq, a predicted model, not a curated record
AUGGAUCUAAACAGCUUGAAGGACCAAGUGAGCAACCUCACGCUCUACGAUCUCAAGGCCGGAUUUCGCAAGGCCCAAAAUGCCGUCAUGAACUACACGGAGAUGGAGGCCAAGGUCCGCGAGGCGACAAACAAUGAGCCAUGGGGUGCAUCCUCGACUAUGCUACAGGAGAUCGCCAAUGGAACCUUCAACUACCAACUGCUGAAUGAGAUCAUGCCCAUGAUUUACAAGCGCUUCACCGAGAAGGCCUCGGAGGAAUGGAGACAGAUCUACAAGGCCCUGCAACUUCUCGAAUACCUGAUCAAGAACGGUUCGGAACGAGUAAUCGACGACGCGCGCUCUCAUGUCUCGCUCCUCAAGAUGCUACGGCAAUUCCACUUCAUCGACUCCAACGGCAAGGAUCAGGGCAUCAACGUACGCAACCGUGCCAAGGAGCUCGCCGAACUCCUCAGCGAUGUCGAUCGCAUCCGGACUGAGCGCAAGAAAGCGCGAGCGAACCGAAACAAAUUUGGCGGUGUCGAGGGCGGAGCGGGCAUCGGCAUGGGCGGCUUCUCGGGAAGCAGUGGAGGUGGCAGCCGCUACGGAGGCUUUGGUAGCGAACAAGCCGACUAUGGCGGCUACAGAGGGGAGGUAUACGGCGACGGUGGUGGCUUCGGAGGCAACCAGUCUGGCUUCGCAGAUACGCAACAGAGGCGCGACAAGUUCGACGAAUACGACGAAUACGAUGAGGGUGAUGCCAGCUCAGCACCAGCACGGCGGAGAGAGCCUACAGCGAGUCACACAAAGAAAGAAGUCAAGAAGGAGGAACCUAAGCCGAAAGCACCUGAGCCAGUCGUCGACUUACUUGCGUUUGACGAUGAGCCCGCGCCCAUGUCGACUUCGGCAGGGAAGCAGCCUGUCACUGCUGCAAGUGACGACUUUGGCGACGACGACGAUUUCGACGACUUCCAGUCUGCGGCACCGGCACCACCUGCAUCCAAGCCAGCUGCUUCAGCUUUCAACGUUGCGUCUCCUGCCUCAACCUCUCACAUCACUUCGUCAACCCAAUUCGCCGCACCGCAGGCUCAGUCUGCUGCGCAGAACAACAAUCUCAGCAACUUGUUUGCGACCGUCUCGCCACCACCCGCUGCGAAUAAGAUGAGCGCGCCUCCUUCCAUGACGUCGAGCUUCUCGCAGCCACCACAACCCACAGGUUACCAAGCGGCCGGCCCGAACUACUUCACUUCCGUUCCUCAGCCCGCGCCCCAAUCAGGAGCAUCUACACCCUCUGUCAUGUCACCAGGUGGUCGCAUUGGCGGAGGAGCUGCUCCCAAGAAAGCGGGCGGUGACGCUUUCGCUUCUUUACUUGCUGGAGCUGCGCCAAAGAAGUCUUCCACGCCAACACAAAAGGUUACCAUGGGGGAUUUGGCUAAGCAAAAGACGUCACAAGGACUCUGGGGUGCCCCUGCUUCUGCAUCCAGCACACCUGCCCCUGCCGCACAACCAUCGCAGUCAGGCUCAAAGCCUGGCGGCGCUCUGGGAGAUCUGCUGGGCUAG